This is a messenger RNA of Canis lupus familiaris (dog), 2583 nucleotides long. RefSeq names its product cereblon (gene CRBN). Lineage: Eukaryota; Metazoa; Chordata; Mammalia; Carnivora; Canidae. Gene Ontology annotation, biological process: protein ubiquitination. The record is from RefSeq and is a predicted model, not a curated record. The transcript is spliced from 12 exons. The coding region runs from base 405 to 1643 and encodes 412 amino acids. Gene Ontology annotation, cellular component: Cul4A-RING E3 ubiquitin ligase complex.
AGCUGCCCGGGCGCCGCCCUGUCCCAGCCUGCUCUGCGGGUAAACAGACAUGGACGGCGAGAGAGACCCGCAGGACGCUGCGCACAACAUGGGCAACCACCUGCCGCUCCUCCCUGAUACGGAAACUAAGGCAUAAUCAGGUGAAAUGAGCUGUGGAAGGUCUCUAAAUUAGUUACUGGCAAGGGAGAAGAAACAAGUUUCUCACACUAAAGAAUUUAAAUAAUUUAUGUAGAUACUUCCUCUUCAAGUAGAAGGGAGCAUAAUCCCCAACUUCUUAAGUAUCAGUUGUGCUGCAUAAUUGGCUUCCAGAGAGUACAAUGUAGAAAGGAGGAAAGAGUAACUUUACAGUAGAGAAACCUGACAAAGAAAUCUCAGCAGAGAGUGAGGAAGAAGAUGAAAUUGAAAUGGAAGUUGAAGACCAGGAUAGCAAAGAAGCCAAAAAACCAAAUGUCAUAAAUUUUGACACCAGUCUGCCAACAUCACAUACAUAUCUGGGCGCUGAUAUGGAAGAAUUUCAUGGCAGGACUUUGCAUGACGAUGACAGCUGUCAGGUUAUUCCAGUCCUGCCACAGGUGAUGAUGAUCCUGAUUCCUGGGCAGACCUUACCUCUUCAGCUCUUUCGUCCUCAAGAAGUCAGUAUGGUGCGGAAUUUAAUUCAGAAAGACAGAACCUUUGCAGUUCUUGCAUACAGUAAUCUACAGGAGAGGGAAGCACAGUUUGGAACAACUGCAGAGAUAUAUGCCUAUCGAGAAGAACAAGAUUUCGGAAUUGAAAUAGUGAAAGUGAAAGCAAUUGGAAGACAAAGGUUCAAAGUCCUUGAACUAAGAACACAGUCAGAUGGAAUCCAGCAAGCUAAAGUGCAAAUUCUUCCUGAAUGUGUGUUGCCUUCAACCAUGUCUGCAGUUCAGUUAGAAUCCCUCAAUAAAUGCCAGAUAUUUCCUUCAAAACCUGUCUCAUGGGAAGACCAGUAUUCAUGUAAAUGGUGGCAGAAAUACCAGAAGAGAAAGUUUCAUUGUGCAAAUUUGACUUCAUGGCCUCGCUGGCUGUAUUCCUUAUAUGAUGCUGAAACUUUAAUGGAUAGAAUCAAGAAACAGCUACGUGAAUGGGACGAAAAUCUAAAAGAUGAGUCUCUUCCUUCAAAUCCAAUAGAUUUUUCUUACAGAGUAGCUGCUUGUCUUCCUAUUGAUGAUGUAUUAAGGAUUCAGCUCCUUAAAAUUGGUAGUGCCAUCCAACGACUUCGCUGUGAACUAGAUAUUAUGAAUAAAUGUACGUCUCUUUGCUGUAAACAAUGUCAAGAAACAGAAAUAACAACCAAAAAUGAAAUAUUCAGUUUAUCCUUAUGUGGACCGAUGGCAGCUUAUGUGAAUCCUCAUGGAUACGUGCAUGAGACACUUACCGUGUAUAAAGCCUGCAACUUGAAUCUGAUAGGCCGGCCUUCUACAGAGCACAGCUGGUUUCCUGGGUAUGCUUGGACUAUCGCCCAGUGUAAGAUCUGUGCAAGCCAUAUUGGAUGGAAAUUUACAGCCACCAAAAAAGACAUGUCACCUCAAAAAUUUUGGGGUUUGACUCGAUCUGCUCUGUUGCCCACAAUCCCAGACACUGAAGAUGAGAUAAGCCCUGACAAAGUAAUACUUUGCUUAUAAACAAAUAUGAUAGAGAUAAAGUUAUUUAUCACGUUGGUCUUGUAAAAUCAGAUCUGCUUCGGAAAUUAUUGCUUUUGAUGCAUACCUAAGUAAAAAGCAACAUUACAUGGCAGGUUACAGUUUCUUAGUCAAAUGGAAUUUGAAGAUUUAAACUAAAAUAUACUAUUGAAAAGGAUGAAAAGCAGUCUAGAAAAUUGGGUUUUUAGGAAUAUCUACCCUUAGCACCUUGGUACCAUUAUACUCUGGCUUGCUAGAAUGACACUGGUAGGGCAGGAAGACCUCUCUGAGAUGGAGGAGAUAGUUUCCUGCACAAAACAUAUUUGUAAUUCCUCUAAUGCAAGAUUAAUCAUUUGCUCCUGAUACAUAGAACCAACCUCUAAAGGGCACAAGUUCCCAAAGCUAGGAUGCCAAGUACAUGUUCCUCUUGAAAGAGGCAAAGAAAGGGUUUAAUUUUCUUGAGUUUCUCUUACUGAUUUGUAAAUUUUCAAAAUAUUAAAGAGUUAAAAUAUGCAGAUUGAGCCCCAAAAUAGUGUUUAUUUCCUUAUGCAUUUGUUAGUGAAAAACAAUAACUUAUGUAUUUGCUCAGUGUUUGUUUGAACACCUUGGUUAUUCUGUUCCAAAUUUCAAUUUGAACCUAAACUACAAUGGAGCGGAGAUACUAAAACAUACCCCCACCCCCCUUCAAUCAAUCAGGCUACAAGUGACUAUUUUGUAAGUACCUUUGUUCCAUGUAAAUUAAAAAUCUGUAAGUAAAGCUUAAGAGCAAACAAUAUUACACAUCUUCUUUAUUUAAAUAAUGUAAAAUAUUUACUCACAAGCCGAUAAUUUAAGCAUUAAGAUGAAGUUCUAGGUAGACGAUUUGCCACCUACCUCUUUCUUAUAUGUUCAAGUGUUGAUUGGAUCCUUUCACAUUUGUGAAAUAAACUUAGGUUUUGAUAUU